AUGGGCAACAGCCUGCCGCUGCCAUGCGUGUGCCGCUGCUGCUGCCACGACGAGGUCAACGAGCUCGAAGAAGGCACCGCCGCCGUGGCCGGCGGCGUCAAGAAGAGGAGGAGGAAGCAGCAGCAGAGGCCUGACCGCAGCAGGAACGUCUGGGCGGCGCGGCCGAGGCACGUGGUGGUGCCGGUCGUGGACGACUUGCCGGAGGACGGCGACGGCGGUCGGGACCAGGAGGCGUGGCCCGAGUGCCGCGUGGAGCUGGCCGGCCACGGCGAGGACGGCGCGGUGCGGGUGAGGAUCGUGAUGAAGAGGAAGGACAUCGCGCAGCUGGUGGCGAGGCUGGAGCAGCACGGUGCCGAGGACAGGAACGCCGCCGGGAUGGAGGAGGUCGUCAGCACCGAACUCGCCGGCUGCAACGGCGGCAACGCCGACGGCGGCGGCAGCGUCACGGUGAUGAGCCCGUGCCGGGACGCGUGGAGGCCGCGGCUCUCCAUCAUACCGGAGAACUAG
Messenger RNA from Miscanthus lutarioriparius, 507 nucleotides. The record is from the annotation of a GenBank genome assembly. Lineage: Eukaryota; Viridiplantae; Streptophyta; Magnoliopsida; Poales; Poaceae.